Messenger RNA from Anopheles maculipalpis, 2877 nucleotides. Its product is annotated as tripartite motif-containing protein 45. Gene Ontology annotation, biological process: positive regulation of DNA-templated transcription. Bases 1 to 2877 code for a protein of 958 amino acids. Gene Ontology annotation, molecular function: zinc ion binding; ubiquitin-protein transferase activity. Gene Ontology annotation, cellular component: chromatin; nucleoplasm. The record is from RefSeq and is a predicted model, not a curated record. NCBI's taxonomy places the organism in Eukaryota, Metazoa, Arthropoda, Insecta, Diptera, Culicidae. The transcript is spliced from 7 exons.
AUGGAUCGUGAAACGCCGAACGCACCGAGCCGGUGCCAUCAGUCAAUGCUUGCCCACGCUGACUCCACCACCACAACGGACGGGGAGAUGGCGGAAGAUGAGCGAAGGAAAUCCCCGAGAGUACGCUGCACCGGACGGACGAGAGUGGAUGCGCCCGUCACGGUGCAUGCACCGUGGGCAAGUGAAGAUACCGAUGGUGAAGAGAGCGAUUGCCAUGACCAACGGCCACCAUCGGUCAAGGGUCGGCCCAGUUCGCCCAGAUCGCCUACGCCCGCCCGUGAUGGGCCCGAUGCAGUGCAACGCUAUGUCCGGUUGCAGGAAGAGCACGUUGAAGCGUCCGUUUUUGUGCUAACGAACGGGAUUGGUUCGACAAGAGCGGAACCGAUGCUAGAAUCAUUGCCCAAGGGUGGUGGGAAAUUGACUUUUAAUCUAACCCCGGAGCAGCUAGGUGUGCGAAACACGGCGGAACGUACGAACCGUGCUAGGAAAUGUUUGGCCGCGGGAGAUUACCUUCUUUCUACGGAGAAAAUGAUCACAAACACAGCCAGUCCCACCGGGGAGGAAUGUCCACGGAAGAGUAGCCUCCGGCGUAGCUCGGCGUACAGCAAUCAAUCGGAGAUGGAUAAGCAGCUCGCCCUGGACCAACAUCCGGAUAUACUUCCGGGUGGCUGCUCCGGGCUAGCGUGUGAAGAACGUCCAGGACCGGUGGCGGCGACCAGCGCUACCGGUACGGUGAAGAUGAUGCUGAUGAUGAUACCGUCCGAAGGUGCACGCCCGGAGGAUGUCAACGGAUCAAGGGCCUCGGUCAGCUCGCGGGCAUCGAUGGGUGGCCCACGAAGGGCACAACAUAAAUUUGAUGAGAUAUCCACAAUCUACGACCACUUUCCGACCGAGUUUCUGCCCGAAAAGUUCCGGUGCGGGCUGUGCCAGAAGCUGAUGCGGGAGCCACGUGUGCUGGACUGUCUGCACACGUUUUGCCGGCCGUGUUUGGAACGGGCAGCAGCAGCAGCAGCGUCGGUCACGCACGGCCAGGACAGUGCACUGUUCUGGCAGCGCGUCAACGAAAGUGCCAGCUUCGAUUGGGACCUUCAAACUAACGAAAAAGACGCCGAAGAUGGUAAAGCGAUAAACAAUAACGCUCCCUCACUGUUUGGCACCAUCGGGGAGUCACGUUUCGACCAGCUGCGCGCCUCCUUUCAGAGUUUUCGUGAGCAAAACUGUUUGCGAUCGCCGGUAAAGACAGACAAGGGCAGGGAAAAAGUUAAGGCCAAGGUAAUAUAUGGUGACAGCGAAAAAGUUCUCGUCUGUCCCACCUGUAACCAUCCGACGGAGCUGCCGGCCGGACCGGGCGGUGUUGGCCAACUGCCGCAGCACUUUGUGCUCGCAAGGAAAAUCGAGAACAUCAUUUCGCAGCAUGUGCCGUCUCCGGUCUCCUCCCGGCCCGGCUCGCCCACCAGCUGUGCAUCAUCAAUCGCAUUGGCGCUGUGCGAGUUAUGCUCUGACGAGGUUACGGCAACUGCGUCCUGUCAAACGUGUGCCCUGAAGCUGUGCAACUUUUGUAAGGAAGCGCACAGGCGGCAACGCGGCACGGCCUCGCACGGUAUCGUGCGGCUUGGCGUCGGGCUGAACGAGUUGAUGAAAGUUCGGCCCCAGCGGUGGGCAACCAGCGUCCCGGGGGAGUCGGAGCCGGUGCCGCGCUCGAUUAAAUGUCCGAUGCAUCCGGAACAUCAAUUAAACCUAUUCUGCACCAGUUGCCACCAGGUGAUCUGUGGCGAGUGUAGUACGCUGCUGCACCGGGACCACCGCUGCACGACGGUGGCACGGGCCGGCAAAGUGUACGGACGCUUUGUGCGCGGUGCCAUCGAGCAGACGCGUCCCCUCGAGGACUAUGCGCUUCAGUCGGUCGGACGGCUGAACGAUUUGACCGUGCGGAUCAACGGUCGCUGCGAGGCGGUCCAGCAGGAGGUGGAUGCGUUCGUGGACGAGUACGUGGCCGCCCUCGAGGAGCAUCGGCGUGCGUUGGCGGAGCAGAUCGGUAACAUCCGUCAGGCAAAGAUGGAGAUGAUUAUGGCACAGAAACUGGACCUAGAAUGUCGUUCCCAGAAUGCUCGUGCUGCGAUCGAAUUUGCCGAGGAACUGCUAGCAGAGGGUAGUGAUGUGGAAAAUCUACUAUUUGUCAGCAUACUACUGAAGCGGUUUGAGGAAUGCCUCAAACCGACCCGAACGCUCGAUAGCACCGUAACCGAUACGAUACAGUUUCUGGCCGACGAGGAAGCACCGACCGUACGUGUACAGACCGGUGUCCCAUUGUUUGGCAUUGUGACCACACAGAAAGCCGACCCACGGCAAAGCGGCAUCGAACAUUCGGCAGGCGAGCUGGCCACACUAAAGGCACACAAGCGCGUCCAGCUGACGCUGGUAGUGCGGGACUACGAAGGUCGGCGCCUCGGGCACGGUGGCAUUACCGUGCAAACUGAUCUCCGUUUUCGAGACGACGACGAUCACUCGGUUGCGAUGGCUAUCGUUGAUAAUCGGGAUGGGUCCUACGGGCUGACGUUUGUCCCACCACGCCCCGGUGUAAUGCAUCUGACGCUGUUUGUCGAUGGGAAAAUGUUGGAGGAAUGUCCAGUUGUAUUGCGUAUUCACAAGCUAAGGCCUCACUACGGUGUGUAUCAUUGCUGCUCGUUCUGUUCCAGCGGUGGUUCCAAGGGCGGUGGUACGUGCGCUUGUGGAAGCAUCAUGCCCGGAGGAUAUCGAGGCUGCGGUCACGGACACGAGGGCCAUCCCGGACAGCGCCACUGGUCGUGCUGCGGGAGUCUGCAGGAGUACUCCGACUGUACGGCCACGGCCGGGAAGGAUACACAGCGAAAAGGAUAA